AUGAAUUGUAUUGAAGAAAAUAUACAAUUUUUGGAUAAUCCUAAACAGGUCAUUCCUGUUAUUCAUCAAAUACUUCCAAAUGAAAAUUAUAUUUUGAAGUCUCAUGUAUUUAUUUCAUUUUAUGAUACCAAAUCAUUCGUUUUUGAUGAAACAUCGAGUAAGACAGAUUCAUUCUUAAUAUAUUUCUUACUUGAAUCUCUUAAAUAUAAAAAAUACUAUGAAUCUAUUUCACAAAUGUAUAUAGAUAUACGUGGUGGUAUUAUUAAUAAUAAUUUAUUAUAUGAUUUAAAAUUUUCAUCAAACUCAAAGAAUGGUUUGGUUGCUUCAUUAGGAAAAAAUUUUGAUAAAUGGAUACAACGUUGUGUUCCUAAUUUUUUUAAUAUGUCUAUUACUUCUUCAGGUGACGUAUAUAAUUGUACUAAUAUAUUUAAAAAAAGUAUAAAAGAUAUUCAAUUUUUAUUAUCAAAAACAAAAAAUGAUUGUCCAAGAAUAUAUUGUAUUGAUUUUAUGAAAACUAAUCAGAAUGAUAAAAAAAAUUAUUAUAUUGGAAGGUGGAUAUUUGUUGAUAUACCUUGUUUUACUAAUUCAUUUAAAAAUUAUGAAAUUUUAUCAUGGUUUCAAAGUGAAGAUUUUUUAAAUGUUAAAAAAUGUAAUUAUAAAAUUGAUCGUAAUCCUCUUUAUGCUGCAAUUGGAGGUUUUCUUCUUAAAAAUACAAGAACAAUAAUUUGUUUUACGGCAAAAAAUCCAAAACUAAAAACUGAACUUGAUAAUAUUAAAGAAAUUUUUUUACAUUUAAAAUUUUCAGUUGAGGAAAAUUAUAUAAUUAGUGCCAAGAAAUAUAAUCGAUCAUGGUAUUCAGCUUUAAAUGAUAUAAGAGAAAUAUGUUAUCUUGGUAGAAUAAUUACAUACGUCAAUGCUAAAACGGGAAAAGAAGGAAAAAAGAAAAGAAAAGUUUCAGAUAUUAAAAAAAUUGAAAAUACACUUAAAGAUAUAAUGGAGAAAUUUUUAAAUUCAAAUCUUACAGAAGAUCUUGGUUUAAUAAAUCAUAAAGUAUUUGAGGCGAAAGUUGGACCUGGAACUGGUAAAUCAAUUUGUGCAUUAAUAUGUGAUGUCUGGAAUGCCAUUACAAAUUUAGAUCAAAAGUUAUUUGAACAUUUAGGAGGUGAAAAAUUUAUUUCAAUUAUUUCUGAUGAUGAAUCAUCUGAUGAUUACUCCUCAUCUGAUGAUAAUUUAAAUGAUUCUGCCUAUGAAGAAGAGAUGUAUAAUAGUCUUAUAGAAUUUGAAAAAAAUAUUGAACAAUGGAAUGAUUGUUAUGAACCAAUUAUAGAAUCAUUCAUAAAAGAAAUAAAAUUUGAACAUGAAGAAUAUUUACCUCAAAUAAUUAAUAAUGUUUGUCCUAAUAUUCAUAAAGAAUAUGAUUUUAUAUAUUAUGCCAAAACAAUUUUACAUUAA
Messenger RNA from Strongyloides ratti, 1452 nucleotides. RefSeq lists its product as hypothetical. The transcript has 3 exons. The record is from RefSeq and is a predicted model, not a curated record. NCBI's taxonomy places the organism in Eukaryota, Metazoa, Nematoda, Chromadorea, Rhabditida, Strongyloididae. The coding region runs from base 1 to 1452 and encodes 483 amino acids.